CUAAAUUUAAAAAUAACAACCUGUCGUAUUGAUUUUUAUUUUUGUUAUUUCGUGCCUAUCAAGUUCUGCGACCUACUAUCGGCAGAGUAGUACUCCUCUACAUCGAUAUUUUGUCACUCCAAAAAAUCUCUUGAAGAGACGAGGCGGAAUAUCCUAUUCUUUGAUAACAUAUGAUUCUAAUCUUGACAUAGAUAAAGUUAUACAUACUGUGCCAUCAGUAUAAGGUUGUAUUUGGAUAACAAAUCUUUAUGCACACAUAGUAUUUAAAUGCACAAAAAUGUGUUUCAUAAAAACAUUUAUGUGAAAAGAUUGAUGUAUCACACACAGUCCCUUCAAAAGAUCAUUGUGUGCUAUAUAUGAUUUAGAAUUAUGAUUUUUUGAAAAAUUAGUCAAGUGUCUAAUUCAGAAUAUUAAAUUAACUUCGAUCAGAAUAUAUUCAGAUCAAUCAUGUAAUAAUUUUAUAUUCAAAUAUAAAAAUCUGUUUUUCAAAUUCUACAUGUUCGAAAAAUGGAUUAGAAAUUUUAUAUAUUUAAGGGACUACUAAAGAUAUAAUUAAAAUUUCAUAUGUAUAUAUAACACUCUUAUGCAUUAUCAAAUUUUAAUCGUAAAUGUAUGACGUAGCGUUUUGUCCAACGAUCUGGCUGGGGUGACUUGGUCAAUUUUUGACUUACUACACACUAUGUAGAGUAGCUAUAUAGAGUUUGGCAGGGCGCCGGCGCCGAUCUCUAUAAAUAGCAGGUGCGACGCCGACCGCCGCUCGUAACAGACAAAAUAGCGACAAAGACGGUGGAAGUAUGAGGGGUGAUUGCGAGGGGGUGAGCGGCGCGCGGCAGUGGUUACGGACAGCGAGCGGCGCAGCGGUAGUAGUAACGGAUAGUAGUCGCGGCGGCGGAUAGUAGUAACGGGUAGGCUAUUCGUCAGCUCCGAUCCGGCCGCGACGACGAUCAAUCGAGCCGGCAAAGGGGUGACGUGAGAGACACUCCGAGGGUUCUCCAAAUUUUUCCAAAAAAAAACUCGAGUUCGCGUGAGUUGACACAACGCAAGUGACGUGAAGGAAUGAAGCCAACGACGAGCGAACGCUCCAGAAUUAGCUUUUAAAAAUCAUUUACAAAGAAGAGUUCUACAAUUGCAUUUAGAAAUUUAUUCGCGAAAGGUCGCGAUGUCACAGAAGAACACAAUUGUUUCUGAGAUUUGUAACGAGAAAUCCUGAUACUGGAGAUAUACUUAAAUUUGAGGAUCGGCUUAGAUAGCUAGGACGGUCAAUCAAGAGUGUGAGAAUUCAUUCGUAUCUCGACUAUGUGCCGGUGUCUCGCGGGGAUCAGAACACUGAGAUUGUCGUCGUCGUCGUCAGUGAUCGAAUGCGGCGUCGUCGCGUCGGCAGAACGCAAGACGUGACUCCGUUUAUACAGCUGGUCUAUCAGUUGAUUCGGCCGCUGAAAAUAAGAGAGGUGAUUAUGUAAACGGAUUGCGCUGGAAAUACGCGGAGCGAUCGUCCCGUGGUUCCCAUUGACGGACGGUGAAUUUCCUUCCUGAUGAAAGAGAGAGACUAAUUAUAUUCGUGCCUCGUGCGACGAGGUUACUAACCAGCCAACCCUCCGACCUGCGCUUGCGUACAUAUUUCUUCAAGAGGGAAUACGAAUAUACAUAUCCACAAUGGCUCUAGUAAUGUUACCAUGUGAUCUGCCUUGGUGGCCGGCUGUGGUGAAACAACUAGAUAAAGCCGCCCUGGCAAAAAAUUCCGAGGACCUAAUAGAUGCGAUGCAACGAUUGCAUGAUAUGUGCAAUAUAAGUCUCGAUCCCGAAGAAGACAUGCAGGACGCAGAUUUAUUUUCCAUGUUGGGGACUUUCUUAAAUAAAGAUCUCGAUCCUGUGGAAAGGGAGCAGGUGUUCACGAAGACAAUACCGCGAAUGGUGGAAAGAGCUAAGGAUUUAAAAUAUACUAAACCUCCGCAAGGCUUACACUUUAGUCUGCAGCAGCAAGGUGAUAGUGUCGAAUACAGUUACGCCUUCGUCUCCUCCUUAAUCGCAAACGCGUUCUUCUCGACGUAUCCGAAAAGAACCACAAAGACACAUCCCACAUUGCGCGAUUUCAAUUUUACAAACUUCUUCAGACAUCUUUACAAAAACGCGCAGAAAGCCAAACUCAAAAGUAUCUUUCAUUAUUAUAACUAUCUCGAGACGGAACAUGCACUCGAUGGUCGUCUGAUAAUUUCAAGACAGGUGAUGACAUCUAGGCAAUGGCUAACCAUUGAAGAUUGGUUGGAAAGUAAUGUACCUUUAUGUCCGCUGACGAUACGUCACGAGGGUCGGUUGGAGAGAGUUGAGAUGGAAUCCAAAGUGCUGCAAGUUUGUUUUGCAAACGCUAAGAUCGGCGGCGGUGUGCUCGAUGGCGAUAUCACGCAGGAGACUGUACAUUUGGCGACGCAUCCGGAAAUGCUCGCCGCGAUACUAUCUGUCGAGGCCUUAGAAGACAACGAAGUAUUGAUAAUCGAGGAUGUCAGGCACAUGUCGAGGAUAAAUGAUCCGCGGCACAAGGCGAUAUUCGAGAAUAUCUCGAAACCGAACGUGGUAACGGUCUGCUGCAUAGACCCCGAGGAUUAUUCGCGACUACCGUUGACGCAAUUUGAGGAGGACAAUAUUUUGAGGGAGAUGAACAAGUCGCUGUUGGGAUUUCGUCAAAGACACAUGCCCAGUAGCCCUACGGAUCCGAUCAAGAUGGAUCAUCCGGAUGCGGAGGUCGGCCUAGGCUCUCGCAGAUUGUCACCGAUCGGCGAAAGCUUCAGCAGUACCCCGCCGGAAACGGAGAGCGAGGAAAAAGUCUUCGCGGCGAGCAGUAAUUCCAAAAUAGAUAAGCAGCUUCCGCGCGACGAGUAUCACAAAUUAGAGAGCACGGCGGAAGUGCGUAGCAGGCCUAACGGUAAAUCGAUGAGACCGCCGAGUCCUCACAAAGUGUGCAAGGAUGCGAGCUGCACGAACCGAAGGAAUAGAUUUAUCGUGCUAGGAUCCAGCGGGGAGGUUCUGCCGGUGACGCGACAGCUCGGUCAGAUGUCGGUCUACAGCAGUUGCAACAGUCAGAGCACGGACAGUUUUCAUAGUGCCAAGGAGACCAUCGACGAGGAACCUGAGGAAGAGGAGCAAAAGCUUAACAAACGUUAUAGCGCGCAAUUAGAUACGCCUGAGAGAAGAGGAACUUUCGCGCAGCGAUUGAAAGACGCUCUGAAGCGGGAGAGCACGGCAACCGGCGGAAUGACUUCCUCGGACACUUCCUCCGGUGAGAGCAGUUAUGCCGUUGGUAUAAGUGUUAGCGGUAGCCAUGUCGGCGAUCAAGAUAUCAAGGUAAGAAGAGGAGGCUCGAGAGGUUUCGUUUUGCGGGACGAGACGGUAGACGAAGAGUUCCUGAAGGAAUCUCUAGAGGCCGAGCAAAAGUGGCUAGGCCGAUUUCGGCAAAGUCAGGGACCCAUGUUUCAAAGAAAGGAUACGAGCGCAAGUAGCAAAUAUAGUUUCAGCACGGAAUAUAAUUCCGAUUUCUGUUCCGAACUGGAGGAGGUCUAUGAGCAAUUGUCAAAGUGGCUGGAGGAUCCGAUAGUGGCGGAUGAGAGCAGGGAAUUGGAUGCGAGGGAUCGGGCGGUCGUACGAUUCGCCGGUUCACUUCUGAAACGCGCUCUAAGCGAGUCGUUUGCCGGUGUGCCGCUUCAAGAAGGCGAACCGCAGCCGUUCAUCGAUGCGAACGAUGUGAGCCAACAACACAAGCUGGCUUUAGCCGUGAGGAGUCUCAGCUUAGAGCUCGCCCGACAAAAAAAUCGACGACAACAAUCAGUGAUUGAAUCCGAAGAUGUAGAUUGCUAUGAGGAUGCCUCGAGCGAGAUGGUAAGAGAGGCGAAGGACGCCCAACGUAGGAAACUUUGGGCCGUCACGUUCACGUCAGAAGUGUUCCAAACGUUGGUUGAUGAUCAGACGACCGUAUGCCUAUCUACACCGCCAAUGUCCGAGUCGAGCCAAAUAACAAACAAGUGUGAGAUGCGCGAAGCAAGCGUGCUCGGUAUCUCGGAGUUACCGCAGGAGAACAGUCCUCAAGGAGGGGAUUUAUUGCCCAUAGCUACAGGCAACUGGGGAUGCGGGACUAGGUUGAAGGGCGAUCCGCAAUUAAAACUCGUAAUUCAAUGGCUCGCCUCUUCCCUGGCAGGAGCACCAAGAUUAAUCUAUUAUACUUCUGGCAAUCCCAGUCUAUCUAAGUUAGAUACCGUAAGCAGAGUUUUGAUGGACAGACGUUGGUCGGUGGGCGAUCUGGCUGCCGCGACAUUGAAAUAUGCCGGGCAAAUAAUCGAAGAACAGAUGGAAGGAAGGAACAGUCUCUUUGAGGAAAUUAUUGGUAUGGACAAACCGAGUCCUUAGCCCGAUUCAAUGCUGUCCGUUCUGGUGGACGUGCUGGCUACCAUGAUCGAGGACAGCUUGAGAGCCUAAUAUAUAAACAUGCUCUCCCGCGAGAGGAAUACAUAUAUACAAAAGAAGAAAAAGAAUAAACGGGUAUAUAUAUUUAACUGUAGAAUUAAACGCGCAAGAUCGAGAAUUAUAUAAUUGUAAUUCGUAUAAGCGUAGUCUUAGUAGGCAAAACGUAUUAUACGAGUUUUAUUUCAGCGAAAAAAAGAUCGAUCCUUGUUUUCACUUUCUGUUCAAAAUUAUUCUCGUCUAUAGCAUAUCAAAAUGAUAUCAGGCAAACUCGCACAAUUCGUCGUACAAGGCAAUAUAUCAAAUAGAGAAAAAUGUAUAGUCGCUGCGAUAUUUUCUAGUCUGUAGAAUAGAGACAUGCUGUCUGAUCAGAUUGCAUUAUAAGAACUUGCUGCAUUUCCAAGAAGCAAUGUAGGAGGAAAAAAAAAAAUAAUGCGUGAUAUACCAGAAGCUUAGUGUUGUGUCAUUAAUGACACAUUGUUGACAGCAUGAGAAAUUCUUUACAAUUUCAUGGUCUAAUCAUGUCACUUGUUUAGAAGUCAAUUCUGGUUUUACGUUGUAUGGAACGAGUAACUGUUUGGUGGGAUAUACAGUUACAUGCAAUAAUUAAUGAGGCACAAUAUAUUAAACUAUAUAUUUUGUACAAUAUUUUUAAGUCGCGUUCUAUUUAAAUCGGAUUAUAUAUGUAUAUAUAUAUGUAAUAUGUGAAUAGAUUUUUAGAAGGGAACUUUUAGUAUUUUAUAAUAAAAUAUUAAUAUAGAUCAUUUUUUUAUAAAGAUGAAACUUACAUAUAUACAUAUAUCGCUGCUAUAAAAUCAUAAACUCGAUAAAAAGUGGGUAAUAUGGCCUACGAAGAAAAAGAUAUGCUUUGUAGUGUGUAAAUCAAUUAAAAAGAGGUCUUCCAUUAUUAAAGCGAAACAUGUGAAAGUAUCUGUCCUAAAUUAAUAUAUAUACUCUCUACAUAAUUCUCAUUUUGAGCAAUGAUAGGAGUGUUAAAAAAAAUAUAUAUAUAUAUAUAUUUAAAAUGUGCAGAAUAUAUAUAUAUGAAGUAUAUAUUAAUAAAUUUAUAUCACAAUAUAUAUAGAAUUUUGCAUCUAUUCGAGAUUUCCUGAUUAUAUUUUAAUAUGUAUAUAAUUUGCAAUAUAAAUUUUAUUUUUCUCUUGUGUUGACUAAACAUUAAAUUGAUGUUAAUAUAAAAUAAAAUAUCUCUUGGAACGCAUCACAGUUUUUAUUAAUAUCACACGUUAUUGUUAAUCAAAAUGUAUUAAACAUACCAUUUAUAUAUACAACAGUAUUUAACAUAAAUAUUAUUUCUGGAUAAUAUUACCGAGAUAAUGCAUGUUUCGGAUAAUUCCAUUUUUUCCACUUUUUCUCUCAUUUGUUAUUAAACUUUGAUUUAAAAAAAAAUUGCAUAACUUCUCUACUUUUAUUUAUGUGCUCGAUACACAAUAUAUAUCUACAGUAGUAUUCAAACUAUCCCUCAAUUAAAUUGGCUGUUUAAAUUUUAAUCCUGAGUUUGGUACUUACUUAUUUAAGAAGUAAAAAAGACCAUAUAUAAAAA
This is a messenger RNA of Formica exsecta, 6007 nucleotides long. RefSeq lists its product as uncharacterized. NCBI's taxonomy places the organism in Eukaryota, Metazoa, Arthropoda, Insecta, Hymenoptera, Formicidae. The record is from RefSeq and is a predicted model, not a curated record. The transcript is spliced from 15 exons. Gene Ontology annotation, molecular function: poly(ADP-ribose) glycohydrolase activity. The coding region runs from base 1654 to 4392 and encodes 912 amino acids. Gene Ontology annotation, cellular component: cytoplasm; nucleus. Gene Ontology annotation, biological process: ATP generation from poly-ADP-D-ribose; carbohydrate metabolic process; nucleotide-sugar metabolic process.